Molecule: messenger RNA, 1014 nt
Organism: Cryptotermes secundus
Lineage: Eukaryota; Metazoa; Arthropoda; Insecta; Blattodea; Kalotermitidae
Exons: 3
Coding region: 54-911 (285 amino acids)
Source: RefSeq, a predicted model, not a curated record
UCUGGGACAGGUGCUCAAAGUUCCAAUUGUAACACCAGGGCACAACCUGAAUCAUGGCUGCCAAAAUCGUCAUCUUCGGACUUCUGGCUCUUGUAGCAAUACAGGGUGCCUUCAGCAUGAGCCAGCGUAACAUUUUGGAUGACAUAAAGUCGAAACUUGAGCAGGUUGGAGAAGAAAUAAAGAACACAGCAGAGAACGUUGCGGACGCCGUUAAGGAGGCCGCUGCCGCUGCCGAGGAGAAGUUGAAGCAGGCCUACGAGGAAGCAGUAGAGAAAGUCCAGGAUGCCGUGGAAAACGCCAAAGAGAUCGCGCAGGAAGCUAUAGACAAAAUAAAAGAAAUUGUCAAGGGAAUUAGUGACAAAGCAAAAGAAGUUAUCGACAAUACGAAGCAACAGCUUGAUGAUCUGAAGGAGAAAGCAGAAGAUAAAAUCACAGAUCUUGUAGAAAAGGCGAAGGCAAAAGGCGCGGGAACCUUAACCUGCGUCGUCACCAACCGGGAAAAAAUCGCAUCAGUUGUUCAGACUGCUGGAAGCAAAGUGUUGGAGUGCACCUCCAGUGUGGCGAAACAGGCAGAACCUAUCGUUAAAAAUGCAACAGAGACUGCAGCCAAAAUAAAGGAUUUGAGUAGCAAGGCAACGGUCAUCAUAGGUACAUGCAUUCCGGCCGGCGCGACCGUCGUCGCGGCCAUCCCGUGCUUAGCUGUGAGCACUGCCGCCGUCCUGUCUGAUCUCGCCAAAGACAUCAUCACCAUUAAGGACGACGUCUCCCACAUUAUAGACGACGCCCCUGCACUAAAACAGGAAAUCCAAUCGUGUGCUGCGGAGGUGAAGACGGCGUCGUCAAACGUCGAUCAGCUUACUGAUGAAAUCAAGAAGUGCGUCGAUGACUACGUGUCGUCACAAGCUGCUUAAGUUCAGAAUACCGCAGCGGGAGUAGCACACUCUCUCCCCAAUGCUGCGAGCUUGAUAUUGUAAAGCCAAAGGAGAAAUAAAAAUAUAUUUGGGUAAUAUUUGA